AUGAAACAUACCAAUGAAAGCCCAAAUUCAGAGAAAGUCAGGGGAGACAGAGUGCUCGAAAGGGUGGAUGCCAACCAGCAAUCCAUAGAUCCCAAUGUUGUUGACUGGGAAGGCCCUGGUGAUCCUUAUAACCCGCUCAAUUGGUCGUCGACAAGGAAGAUACUAAUUAUUAUAUUUGUGAGCUCUUAUACAUUUACGUCAAAUCUAGCUGCGACCAUAUUUGCUCCUGGAGUCAAGCAAAUGGCACAGGAGUUCCACAUCACCAACCCCACCAUCGAAUACAUGUUAUUAAGCAUCUACGUGCUUGGGUUCGCCUUGGGUCCGAUCAUAUUCGGCCCUCUCUCCGAAUUGUACGGCCGCCUUGUCAUUUACUAUACCUGUUCCCUGGUGUUCCUGGCUUUUACCGUAGGAUGCACAUUUAGUACCAACGUGGAGAUGUUCCUUGCUUUUCGAUUUAUAUGCGGCUGCGCUGCUUCAGGCCCUAUGAGCAUAGGAGGAGGUACACUAGCUGAUAUUAUUCCUCAAGAAGAACGAGGAAGGGCUAUUAGCAUAUUCACGUCAGGGCCAGCGCUAGCUCCUAUUCUUGGCCCUGUUAUUGGCGGUUAUGUAUACCAGUACGCUGACUGGCGUUGGACCUUAGGGGUCAUUUUGAUGUUGGCUGGGAUUAUCAGCAUCGGUACCUUCCUGUUCCUCAGGGAGACAUACGCACCAACUAUACUGCACAUGAAAGCAAAGCGGAUGAGAGAGGAGACAGGAAACCCAAAUCUCAGACCAAAAUCUGUCAAAAGGGGGCCUCCACACCAACUGAUACUCCAGGCUAUUACCCGCCCGAUGAAAUUACUUAUCUUCUCGCCUAUGGUUUUGCUCCUCGCUCUAUACUCAGGGUUCGUGUUCGGCUUCUUCUUCUUACUCUUUGCCACUUUCCCCUUCGUAUUCCAAGAUAUCUAUGGAUUUAGUAGUGGGACAUCUGGCCUGGCAUACCUUGGCCUAGGCACCGGCACGGUGGUAGGUUUGGUUGUAUUCUCUGUCGUGAGCGACAGGGUGUUAGGAAAGGAACCAGGGGAAUCCAUGGCCAAACCGGAACAACGUUUGAUUCCAAUGAAAUGGUUUGGUAUCGUAACCCCAAUAGGCUGUUUUAUAUAUGGCUGGGGAGCGCAUUACCAUGCACAUUGGACAAUACCGAUGUUAGGGACGGCUCUCAUGGGAUUCUCAUCACUGUUUAUUACGAUACCAGCGCAGAUUUACUGUGUUGAUGCAUUCGGUCCACAGGCGGCCGCUUCAGCGCUUGCAGCAAACUUGAUCAUCCGCUCUCUAUUCGGUGCUUUUCUGGACCUUGCCGCUAGUCCGUUAUAUGAAAAGCUGGGGCUGGGGUGGGGGAAUAGUGUGUUGGGAUUCAUUAUCCUGGCAUUCACUCCAGUACCGUGGUUGUUUUAUCGAUACGGAGAGUAUUUGAGGACUAGAUUUGCAGUUGAGUUAUAG
Messenger RNA from Nannizzia gypsea CBS 118893, 1479 nucleotides. Its product is annotated as polyamine transporter 4. Gene Ontology annotation, biological process: transmembrane transport. Gene Ontology annotation, molecular function: transmembrane transporter activity. The record is from RefSeq and is a predicted model, not a curated record. The transcript is spliced from 4 exons. Bases 1 to 1479 code for a protein of 492 amino acids. Lineage: Eukaryota; Fungi; Ascomycota; Eurotiomycetes; Onygenales; Arthrodermataceae.